AUGUCCAAACCGACCACCAACAAAUACCCUCGAGUGCUACUGUUCGACAUUGGCGGUGUCUGCGUUGUAUCUCCAUUUCAGGCGAUCCUCGACUACGAGAAGAGCAAAGACAUUCCUCAAGGCUACAUCAACUACUGCAUCUCAGCGACCAACCCGAACGGAGCGUGGCAGAAGCUCGAGCGCGGGGACAUUCUCCUGGACGAUGGCUUCUUCAAAGAGUGGAAGUCUGAUCUGAGCAAUGAGAAGCGCUGGCGCGAAUACUACGCGAAGCACCUCGCCAAAACUCGCAACCAAUCAGCCUCCGCCGGCGCUGAGGAGGCAGCUUUCCAAGCUCCCGAUGUACCCGAUCUCGAUGUCGAAUGGCUAUACUGGGAGAUGAUGCGAAUCGCUCGCGAGCCCGAUCAGUACAUGUGGCCGGCGCUGCAGCGAUUGCGAGCGGCAGCGGAUAAGAGCAAUGGACAAUUGAUAUUGGGAGCAUUGAGCAACACGAGCAUCUUUCCACCGGGUCAUGCUUUCAAUGAUGAAAGCACACCCGAGGGCAAGCAGAACAAGGAGUUGAAGAGUGUAUUUGACAUCUUCGUCAGCAGCGCUCAUGUUGGCAUGAGGAAGCCAGCGGAGGACAUCUACAAAUAUGCCAUCACACGAUUACAUGAGAUGGUGAAGCUGAAGGGCUACGGCAUGGGUGUCAGGCCGCAGGAUAUAACAUUUUUGGACGAUAUAGGCGGCAAUUUGCGGACGGCUAAGAAGUUGGGAAUGGGCACGAUCAAGGUGCAGCUGGGACGGGCAGACUUGGCUGUGAAGGAGCUGGAGAAGCUCACUGGACUCGAUUUGGGGCUCAAGGAGAGCAAGUCGAAGCUGUGA
Molecule: messenger RNA, 861 nt
Organism: Zymoseptoria tritici IPO323
Lineage: Eukaryota; Fungi; Ascomycota; Dothideomycetes; Mycosphaerellales; Mycosphaerellaceae
Exons: 2
Coding region: 1-861 (286 amino acids)
Source: RefSeq, a predicted model, not a curated record